Molecule: messenger RNA, 2289 nt
Organism: Ustilago hordei
Lineage: Eukaryota; Fungi; Basidiomycota; Ustilaginomycetes; Ustilaginales; Ustilaginaceae
Exons: 1
Coding region: 1-2289 (762 amino acids)
Molecular function (GO): oxidoreductase activity; copper ion binding
Source: RefSeq, a predicted model, not a curated record
AUGCGUCAAACCCCUCUCAGCAGCACUUUGCUGCUCCCCCUCCUCCUCCUCACCAUAUUCACAUCCCUUAUCUCUGCUCGACCAAGUGAUAUCAUCUUUACCCCCUCCAAAACUUCUCCGCUCAUCCCUCAGGCACCUACUCCCAACAAACCUCGCCGAAUCACCGUCCGACACUACAUCCUAAACGUAACCUCCUCCGACAUCUGGCAAGCAUGCGAAUCCUUCUCUUCCACACCCCUCAUAAACUCCACCUUCCCCGGCCCACCCCUUCGAGCUCGCUCCGGCGAAAUCCUCUCCGUCCGAGUCUACAAUAGCCUCCCUCACACCUCCUCAAUGCAGCACAACCUAACCGUGCACUUCCACGGUCUCUCAAUGAAAAUGCACCCAGUUAUGGAUGGAACUACAAUGGUUUCCCAAUGGCCAAUCCAACCUGGUCAAUUCUUCGAUUACAAAAUCCCUUUGACAGCGGAAGAUUUGGGUACUUAUUUCUAUCACUCUCAUGUGGGGGUGCAGGCUAUGACUGCUUACGGAGCUGUGAUUGUGGAGGAUCCGGAUGAGGACAAGUUUUUUGAUCCGAAUGAUAUCAAGAUGCGAGACAAGGUGGAAUUUGUGGAUGUAUGGGGUGAUGAAGGGUUACCGGGUGGAAGUGGGAAGAAGAGUCCAUAUACGUGGGAUGAGGAUAGGGUGCUGGCUGUGAGCGAUUGGUGGAGUUAUAGUUCACCCGAAAGAGUGGCGGGUCAAUUAAAGGGUGAUCCUUUUGUUUGGCCUGGAAGUGCAAACCGACUUUUACUCAACGGAAAGAGCUCUCCCACUGAUAUUAAAAGUAUGGUCGAACCAAGUUGCAACGCUACCAAAGCUUCAUUGGUGGGUGUAAGUUGCGAUGCAGCUCCAAAGAGUUGUACCACCGCAAAAGACUAUCCUAAGAUUCAGGUGGAUUAUGGGAAAAGGUACAGGUUCAGGUUUAUCGGUGCAACAAGCUUGAUGUAUGUCUCGUUGGGAAUCGCAAAACCAGGACGGGGAGGUAAAAAGGUGGAGUGGGAAAAAAUGGAGCUCAUCGAAGCAGACGGUUCCUACCUGCAUCCACUCGAAGUUGAUCGUGUCGAAAUCACCUCUGGUCAACGCUACUCCACCCUCUUCCGCUCUAAAUCCGCCGCUCAAGUAGCAAAGGACAACACAGGAGGAGUUUACUGGAUCAGAGCCGAAUCGCGAUGGCGAGCCGGUCCGAGUAUGUGGGUUAAACUCGUCUACCCUUCUGCUAAAGGCGGGGCUUCGCCUCCAGCUCUAUUCGAUUCCGCAGGCAAAGAACUCCAACUUUUGCCCAAGGAAACUUUCGGAUGGGUCGCAUCGCAACUCUCACCUCUCUCCAAACCAGGUGGACCACAAUGGUGGUACCCCAACCCAAUGCCUAAGGAUGACGAAGUUACUCGAACGGUCAUCAUCGAUACUCAACAAGUCAAGUUCUACCCUUCAAACAAGGGCGUAAAGUGGGCGGAGAAUGGGAAGCUGUUCAACGAAACAAACCCAGACCCAACCGAUCCCUCGCCUUUCUUGGUUCGAACUUUCCUUGGCGAUAUUGACUUCCCCACUCCGGAGCAACUCGAUUCACCUAGCUUCAACCCGACUAGCUAUGCGAGCAGUCCAGAAAACGCCACUGUCCAAGGCCUAAUCGCAGACAGCCAAGCGGAGCGGGACGCAGCAAAAGCAAGACAUUGGGGUCAGGGUUAUGAUAAGAACUUGAACCUUUAUUUCGCAGAAUCCAACGAAGUCAUCGACAUCGUAAUCGUCAAUAAACCCUCCCAACUCUCAUCCUCGGUCGAAAUUCACCCCUGGCACAUGCACUCACAUAAACAUUGGUCACGAACCAUCCAACCUGGAACUUUCUCCUUUUCUCGUCUCGAAUCCCUCUACAACCCCUCCUCCUCCCCUUCCCCCGGCUCUGGCUUCCAGCAGCCAAUCAAGCGAGACACGACAAUCGUCUACGCGAGUCCCGGAGCCGCAUACCUCAACCAAACGAUCCCAAACCCAAACGAAAACGAUGGAGGAUUCGCAGUGCUCCGAUACAAAGUCGAUGGUAGGAAUGCAGGUGUGUUUCUGCUGCAUUGCCAUUUGACUUUCCAUCUGGAAAUGGGCAUGGGGACGGUUUGGACUAUGGCUCCGAGGGAGUUGGCUGAUAAGAUGAGUGGCUAUCCUCCGAAACAAGUUGGUGUUGCGAGCGGGGGGAAGAAGGAGAGUGUGCAAGGACUCGAUUCGAGCUACUUUGGCUUCGGCAAGAGUGUAAGCGCUGUUUGA